AAUCGUACAGAGGCAGUGAAAAAUCAGAGAGAGAGAGAGAGAGAGAGGUUGCCAAGCUGGUCACCUAACCGUUAAAAACGCGGACGGAACAUCUUUCACAUGCUCUUUAAAUGCUUGUCCCCUCCCUCUCCUCUUCCCCCCUCUCUCUCUAAAUUACAAUUCGUCAAAUACAAAGAAGAAUCCCCAACUCCUAAGAUCGUGGAACACCUUAACGCCAUAAUCCCCGGCGGUGCACGUUAGCCUCGAUCUCCUCUCUUAUUUCAACAGAAAAACUCUUUACAACAGAAAUUUUUUUUUGAAAUCAAAUGGAUGGUCUGUGUUUGAAGGCGGGGAUACACGGUGCGACACCGCAGAUCGGAUGCAUCGACGUCCGCACGAAUCCGUCUCACGUGACUGCGUCCUUGGGGAGGUCGACGGCGGCCGGAAAUGCGAUUACGGCCGAGAAAGCCGCCGUGCCGAGCCGGCCGUGGGGGUUUUCGUUCAAGUACCCGAUCAGACCUCUGUGGCCCGGUGGUGGAGGUAGCAAAAGGCACGAUGCCAUUGCCCUCGACGACGCCGUUCUGGUCAAGGAGAGAGAACAGGAAGAAAAGGGGGGUGAUUCUACAGGGGAAGGGCGAAGGGGGAAUAAUUGGGUGUUGAAAAUUCUUCACGUGAGGAGGGAAGCAGAAAAGGGGGGUGAGGUUGAAGAUGAUUUCAGGGAAAAAGAGGAGAGAGAUAGUGGUGGGGCUGAUGGUGAUGAUCAAAGAACCGAAGAAUGCUCUUGUUCUGAUCGUGAAGAAGGGUGUGAUCUGUGUGGAGUUGAUGAUGAUGAUGACGAAAGAAUUGAAUUCGACAGGGAAUCGUUUUCGAAGCUGCUGAAGAGGGUGUCGUUGGCCGAUGCGAGGCUGUAUGCUCGAAUGUCGUGUUUGGGCAACUUGGCUUACUCCAUUCCUCAGAUCAAGCCAGGAAACCUUUUGAAAAAUCUCGGACUACGGUUUGUGACUUCGUCUCUGGAGAAGAAAGAACUGGCUAUGAAAGCUGAGAAAGAGAAGGUUUUAGAUGAAGUUCAAGAACCAGAAGAAACCUCAAACGAGCCAGAGGAACAAAAGAAUAUGGGGAGUCGAAUAAGUGCAUCGGCUGCUUAUCACAUUGCUGCUUCUGCCGCUUCUUAUCUUCAUUCUCGUACAAUGAGUAUUAUUCCUUUUACAUCCCCACUAUCCGAAUCAAGUGAAGAUUCGCCUGACAAAUGUAGGGGAAUCAACGACGAUGUCAAUACAAGGGAUAGUGAGGUGGCCUCUUUCAUGGCAACCACUGACUCUGUGACAGCUGUGGUUGCUGCAAAGGAGGAAGUGAAACAGGCCGUUGCAGAUGAUUUGAACUCCUCGCUUUCGUCGCCAUGUGAAUGGUUCAUUUGUGAUGAUGAUCUCAGUAGAACAAGAUUAUUCAUUAUUCAGGGGUCUGAGUCAUUUGCAUCAUGGCAAGCCAAUCUACUAUUUGAGCCCAUUCAGUUUGAGGGACUUGAUGUAAUUGUCCAUAGGGGUAUAUAUGAGGCCGCUAAGGGGAUCUAUGAGAAAAUGUUGCCCGAAGUUCGCAACCACCUUAAAUCUCACGGUGAUCGUGCCUCCUUCCGUUUCACUGGGCAUUCUCUAGGUGGAAGCUUGUCGCUGCUUAUAAACCUUAUGUUACUGAUAAGGGGUGAAGUGCCACCUUCUUCCUUACUCCCUGUUAUAACUUUUGGUGCACCAUCAAUCAUGUGCGGGGGGGAUCGGCUACUUCAGGAGCUUGGAUUGCCUCGGAGUCACGUUCAAGCAAUCACAAUGCAUCGAGACAUUGUGCCCCGGGCUUUCUCUUGCAAUUAUCCUAAUCAUGUGGCAGAGCUUCUUAAGGCCAUCAAUGGGAACUUCCGGAAUCAUCCAUGUCUUAAUAAUCAGAAGCUGUUGUAUGCUCCAAUGGGCGAGUUUCUGAUUCUACAACCAGACGAGAAUUUUUCUCCAAACCAUAACCUUCUUCCUUCGGGCAGCGGUCUGUAUCUGUUGAGCUGCCCGGUAUCCAAUGCAAAAGAGGCAGAGAAGCUACUCCGGGCAGCUCAGGCUGUUUUCUUGAAUUCACCUCACCCACUUGAGAUCUUAAGUGACCGCUCUGCCUAUGGUUCGGAUGGAACCAUUCAAAGAGAUCAUGAUAUGAAUUCUUACUGGAAAUCAGUUAGGAGUGUGAUCCGCCACGAGCUCAACGGCAUAAGAAAGGCAGAACGAGAACACCGCCGGAGGGUAUGGUGGCCGCUGGUGACCUCACAUGGCAGUAGUGCUGGUGUCAGUGUGGGCGGGCCCAUGAAGUUGAGUAACUUGUGCCGAGCCCAAUUGAACUUCUCUGGGAUUUUGCAGAACAGGAGAGAGUCUUUGAAACGGUUCACUCGGCUUGUUGCAUCACAACACAUGCAUUUGCUUGUAGUUCUUUUCGUCCCCGCUCGGUUUUUAAUUGUUGGGACGCACAACACGAUUGGUUUUUGAUGGAUACUGUAUAGGGUACUUGGCAGGUAAGUAAAAGGAUAGAUGAUUCAUGGUUUAUUAGAAGCCAUGGAAAUUGCUUGUAGAUGGGGGGGAUAUAUCAAAAUUGCUUGUAGAAAAACAACAUUUGAAUGUCAAAUUAAUAUACAAAAUUUCAAGGUUGUAUUUA
Molecule: messenger RNA, 2652 nt
Organism: Rhododendron vialii
Lineage: Eukaryota; Viridiplantae; Streptophyta; Magnoliopsida; Ericales; Ericaceae
Product: phospholipase A1 PLIP2, chloroplastic
Exons: 5
Coding region: 306-2486 (726 amino acids)
Biological process (GO): lipid metabolic process
Molecular function (GO): glycerophospholipid phospholipase A1 activity
Source: RefSeq, a predicted model, not a curated record